AUGAAGACUCUAGUCCUGACUCUGGUUCUUUCCUUGAUGUUGAUGAGUGGUUCUGCUCUGAAAUGCCACCAUUGUCUUCCACAAGUUCGUAGCAAGUGUAUUAGCACUAUUGAAGUCUGCAGCUCUCAGGACGAUGCCUGUCUCUCUGCUCACUUCACCAUCUACCCCUUUACCUAUUUCAGGAGAUGCAGCUCUCUGUCGGAUUGCCUCAUUCUCCAGACCAGUCCUAGCAUUAAAGCCCGAUGCUGUCAGAGUGACCUCUGCAAUUAGGACACUGCUGGACCAUGAACAUGCUUAAUCCAAAAGAUGAUCUCUUCACUAUU
Messenger RNA from Neoarius graeffei (lesser salmon catfish), 323 nucleotides. RefSeq names its product CD59 glycoprotein-like. The record is from RefSeq and is a predicted model, not a curated record. Bases 1 to 270 code for a protein of 89 amino acids. The transcript is spliced from 3 exons. NCBI's taxonomy places the organism in Eukaryota, Metazoa, Chordata, Actinopteri, Siluriformes, Ariidae.